Aspergillus saccharolyticus JOP 1030-1 is the source of this 2115-nucleotide messenger RNA. Its product is annotated as putative serine-rich protein. The record is from RefSeq and is a predicted model, not a curated record. The transcript has 3 exons. NCBI's taxonomy places the organism in Eukaryota, Fungi, Ascomycota, Eurotiomycetes, Eurotiales, Aspergillaceae. Bases 1 to 2115 code for a protein of 704 amino acids.
AUGCGCUCGACCGGACCUUCGACAAAUCUCCCGAAGCGGAGAGCUCUCCACGAGCGCAAUCCAUCCCAGACAAACGAGGGCUCCCCGCCUGCGUCCCUCCGAGCCACCAGUGACAAUUACGCUGGUCACGAAGAACGUGAUCUGUAUUCGGUCACUCCUUACCCGACCAAGCCCGAGCAAAUUCUCCUUCCACGGCCUGGUAAAGGACAUGAGUUCAUCCCGGAUUCCCGUUUUCACGUCGAUGAAGCGCCGGAUCAUUAUGGCGGAAACACCUCGACAGAGCUCAGUCAAAUUGCCGACAGCAGCUUUUUUCACCGUUCUGCCAGUGAUCCAUGGGAUUUAUCAUCGACAUUCGAUGCCGCAAAUACUCCCUCGCAAGUAUGGGAGGACGAUCCUUUGUCAAGCAAAUCGUCCUUCCCUGAUCUCCUGCCUCCGGAAGACAAACCCAUCGACCCAAAGUCCGACUCAGCUUCUGUCGCUGCCUAUUCCGAUGAGGAACCAAAUGCACUACCGCAGGUCCCGCCGACAAUCAAGCCCGUAAUUUCUCGAACUACAUCGCGUCACCCCUCAGGUCCUGAAACGCUCGGCUCAAGCAAUUCCAGUCCCAACGUGGUUCCUAUCGGACCUCCAUCUAGUCCAAACUUCGUGGCCCUCGACAACUCGAGUCUGAAUUUUGUACGCCUUGGAGCCUCCUCGAAUCCUGGCUCGGUCACUCGGUCCAACUCGCUUUCAUCUCUGAAUUCGCUGGGAACGGUCAUCAGGUAUAUCGGAGCAGCUCAGUGGACACAUGGAUCAUCCUCCGAACAAUCGAGUUCACUCUCGCGUUCACGCUCGCAAUCGUUCCGGUCCAAUCCCUCCAACCAGGUGCACCUAGUCCAAUCAAACUCCACGCUUCCGCGCGGGCGCAGUCAUUCUCGCUCUCUCACGUCUUCAUCGCGCAGCGGGCCAAACUCAGAUAUUCAGGCGAUCGUUGACAGCGGGGUCUUCCUUCAAUACCCGACCAUCCGUGCACCUUCAUCGUCUAGUUCAAGGGUUGAUGUAUCCAAUGCCGAGGCUGUCGUAGAGCCCAACCCUCAGGAAACCACCACGGAUUUCUCGUCGGAUCGAUUCAAAUCUCAUUUAUCGACAGUCACCUCUCGAUGGUCAGCAGAAUGUGAUUCGAACUAUGCUGAAGGAUCAAGCAACAACUCUUUGGCAGAGCCUAGACGGCCGUCUCCAGCACUGGUCCGUCCAAAGCCAACCUCUUCAUCAGUCUGGUUAGUUAAUGAAGUGGACGACUCCGAAGGUGACGAACAGCAGGACAAUGUGGCAAACUUACCGGCGCGCCCCUCAAACCCAGCAGUGCCCAGCAGUCUCUCAUCCGGUUCUAGGUCUCGGCGAAGUAGCGUGCGAAGCACCAAGCGGCCGGGAACAGGCUCAAGUAUCCACAACAUCUUGCCUAACUGGGCCAGGAUGUACUAUGGGCGCUCCGAAGCGCAAGCCGCAAAUCUAGGGUUACCACCAGUGGAGGGGAGUCGUCCACCGUCUGUUCGACCCGCGACGGCAAGUACAAAUGGCGCUCUCUACCGCAUGCCAACGGCUCACAGCCACACUCGAACUAUGACCAGUGACCUUCGAAGCGUGCGAUGGGAAGCACCACCGAAUGAUCCACGUGAUCCUCGUAGCCAUUGGGUCAAAGAUCCAGAACUUGAGAGACGGGAUACCUCCCGCAAUCGGUUGCGCAGCAGCUGGUCUCCACACCUGUUACCUGAUCGACGUGCGACGGGCCCUCGGAAGGGCACUUGGGGAGCCCCGUCUCUAGACUCAAGAAUGGAACCUCUAUUUGGUCGGAGGAAUAUCCAAGUUUGGUCAUUUUGUGUUGGAUUCAUCUUCCCUCUCGCCUGGCUGAUCGCAUCUUUUCUCCCCCUACCGAAGCAGCCGGAAAUGGCCAUGCAGGAGGACAUCGAGUCCCAACUUGAAACGAGCCUACGUAUGCGGUUAUUCGAUCUUCAGAGAAGACGCUACGAAAAUGCGCGCUGGUGGAGAAAGCUAAAUCGGUGGAUGAAUCCGUUGGGAUUGGCGAUUAUCACUAUUGUGAUCACUCUGGCAGUUGUCGGUACAACAGUUGGUUUCUAA